Paramecium sonneborni is the source of this 1436-nucleotide messenger RNA. NCBI's taxonomy places the organism in Eukaryota, Ciliophora, Oligohymenophorea, Peniculida, Parameciidae. The record is from the annotation of a GenBank genome assembly.
AAUGAAAUCAAAAGGCUAGCUUUAAUCAGAUGAUGAUUUUGAUACUCUGGGAUCAUAUACAUCAAUGACCUAUGAAGAUAAAACAAUCGAAGUAAUACAAUACAGAAAGGAGAAUUUCUUUCAGUUUGGAUCUUCUAUAUUAGCUGUAUUAUAUAUGGCUAAUACUAUGUUGAUUCCUAAUAUGAAUUAACUUUUUAUUGAUAUAUCUUUUGAUAAUCCUUUAAAAAUGGUUAUUUCAGUGGUAAUUUAUUGGUUACUCUCAUUUUUAAUUUUGAUACCAUGUUAUUUGGUUAUUUAAAUAUGCAAAUAAGAAAGCAAUCCUAUUUAUGCACAUAUAAUCAGAUAAGAUUCAACUAAAAUCUAUCAUGCAUUCAUAUAUUGUAAUUUAAUAAUAAAUACACUUGGAUUAUUUAAUAUUAUUGUUAGAUUGGGUGAUAGUUUACCUAAAGUUAAUAGAUGGUUUUAUAAUGAAUUUCACAGUCUAAUGGCUUCAUAACAAUCAGAAUUGUUCUUCCCUACUAUCAUUUGUUAUUCAGCAGUAGUUUUAGUAUUAUUUUAUGGAUUUUAUAAAUUUUCAUAUUUUGAACAUUACUAUGAUAUUCAAUAUAGACUCAUAAUAUCAUUUGCAGGUAAAUUAUUUCUGAAUACAUUAAUAUUCAUAUUGAUUUAUUAUGAAGUACCUGAUGCAAGUUAGGAAUAUAUAUAAAUGGAUGAAAAGUAAAUAUUUAUAGAAUAAUUAUAGUUUAUUUGAUUCAGAUUUUUCUAAUAGUGCUACAGAAUGGAUUACUUAUACAUUUAAUCAAAUUUGUUGUAUUUCAUACCCAUUCUUUGAAGUAUUCUAUCUCAAAAGAGAAACUAAAAAAGGUUAUUAAAAAGUUUAGUAAUGUUAUUGGAUCUAAUUGUUACUAAGAUCUUUGAUAUUUUUUUAUUAAAUUACUACUUGGGGUAUCAUUAUCAGAUAGCAAAAGAUGAAGUAUUAUUAUUAGCCAUUAUUGUAAUCUUUAAAUUCGUUAUUGAUUUUCCUGAUAUCCAUGUCAAUAACAUCAAUAUAUUCACAUAACUAUACUUUAAAUAAAGAAUUACUCGAAAAUAAUAUAUAGACUGCAACAGAUGAAGAUAAUAAAAAAUAAAUUAAAGAAAUUUAUUUAAUUGCAGCUGGGAUAUUUUUAUUUUAAAUAUGUAUUUGCAUUAUUUGCAGAUGUUUUAUUUAGAAUUUCGAAGUUCCACAAAUUAAAUCAUUUAUUUUCUCAUUAUCCUAUAGUGUUUAAACUAUAUGUUUUGGCUUUUCAUGUAUCAGCAUACCAGUUUAUUUGUGGAUUAAAAAUUUUGAUCCUCAAUCCAAAAUAUUUAAAGUUAUGGCUUAUUUAGCCAUAAUAGUCUAUAUGAUAGUUUUUAUUGGAAUUAGUAGUGAACCAUUUUUUUCAUUUAAAAAGUGA